Messenger RNA from Haliotis rufescens (red abalone), 2259 nucleotides. RefSeq names its product F-box only protein 9-like. The transcript has 14 exons. Lineage: Eukaryota; Metazoa; Mollusca; Gastropoda; Lepetellida; Haliotidae. The record is from RefSeq and is a predicted model, not a curated record. Gene Ontology annotation, biological process: SCF-dependent proteasomal ubiquitin-dependent protein catabolic process. The coding region runs from base 134 to 1384 and encodes 416 amino acids. Gene Ontology annotation, molecular function: protein binding. Gene Ontology annotation, cellular component: SCF ubiquitin ligase complex.
CUCUAUCAACUCCAAUGAGAAGUAAAUAUGGCGGCCGUGAGACGAUCAAGAAUCUUUGCCUGUUCAAUUGUCAUCUGUUAUACAUUCAGAGAACUACUUAUUUGAAGUGUCUCCACUUUUAUAAUAUUUGGAGAUGUCUGAUGAAAUCUUGCCCUCCCAUGGUGAGGAGCAGGAAGAAGGGCGGGGGGAAUCCCCCAGCCUGGAGGAUGAACUGUUUACCUUCCGAGAGGAAUGGAAGAACGAGUUGGAUGUUGUUCGCAACCAGAAACGCAGUCACAUUCAAACCCUGAAGGGGAAAGAGGCCAUUGAAAAAGAGGCCACCCGGUUGUUUUUACUGGGAAGUGAAGCAGAGAGGAGUGGAGCUUUCUAUGAAGCCAUCCUGUUCUACAAGAAAGCCAUGCAUCUGGUGCCAGAUAUUGAGUCAAAGAUCGAUGUCUAUUCCAUGAGGUCAUCGAGAGAGCGACAAGACAGUGAGACAUCGCUGGAAGACCAGGCCCUGUCUGAGGAGAACGAUGAGUGCUUGCUAGCACAGUUACAGGAGCUGAGUGUUGGGGAGAAGACAUUCUGCCAGCCCCGCCUACAGCAGAGGGUGACCCACAUCUCAUCCCUGCCAUUGGAACUUAUCAUCUACAUCUUCCGCUGGGUUGUCUCAAACGACCUUGACAUAAGGUCUCUGGAGAACUUGUCCUUGGUGUGCAGAGGCUUCUAUGUGUGUGCUAGAGACGAGGAGCUGUGGAGAAUUGCCUGUGAGAAGGUUUGGGGACAGAACACUCGCAGUCCCAGGAAGUAUGGCGGCUCUUGGAGGACAAUGUUCAUCGAGAAGCCACACCCGCUGUUCCAUGGUUGUUACAUCAGCCAAACUGGGUAUGUGCGACAGGGAGAGCAAGGCCUGGACAACUUCUACAGACCAUUCCAUCUGGUCUACUAUUACAGGAUGGUCCGCUUCUUCCCUGAUGGCACCAUCCUAAUGGUGUGUACCCCUGAGAAUCCGAGCGCGAUGGUCACACGGAUGCGUGACCGAAGCUUCCGUCAGCAGGGCCUCAUGAGUGGCUACUACCAGCUGCAGAAGAAUAAGAUUUCUGCAGUUCUGAAGCGGGAGACGACGGGUAUUGACAACACAUAUCACCGCUACAAGCGUCGGCAGCAACCCAAUCAGCAGCCGGAGGGAGAGUCCACAUUUUUUGUGGAAUUUGAACUCCAUGUCUCAGGCCGCAGGGCUCACUCAAAGCUUGUGUGGAGCAAGUACUUCAACCGGAUAUACUACAAAUCCAGUGGGGAGGAAGUCAUCAACAACUUCGACUUGAAGCCAAAGAAUUUUCCUCCGCUGAUAUUCUCUCGAGUCAAGAGCUACACAGCCAUGUCCGACACAGUCUUGGCCUCAUAGAUAGGACACAUCCACAAUGAGCACCACAGCUAGUUUCAUCCGUGCUCGUCAUAUAGCAGAGUUUGUAUUUAAUCAGUUGCAGCUUAGCAGUUGGUCAGCCCUUACACAUGGGAGCAACAUGGGAAACGAUAGUGCCUCAGUAGUGCCCCUAACUUGUACGAGGUAUAUUUGUUGUACUAGAAACAAGUUGGAGCGUCUACGUCCCUCCUGUUUCUGACAUACAAUGUUUUAGUUCUCUCACUAUUCUGGGAAUCACUUCAAGUGAAGAUAAUGAGACAUUUUUUACACCCGCAAACCCUUUUUGUUUGUUCAGUAAAUGUUCAUUUUGAGGUGUUGGUUCUAUUUUAAAAACAUGGAUUUUUGAAAAUCAAUAGAGCAACUUCCUUGAUUCUUGUUGUUUUCCGGGUAUUUCAGAUUAUGUGCAUUUGAUUUUAUCGACACAUGUUACGUAUUUGUAUGCUUUUUAACAUUAGAAAUCACAGUGCCCAGAUACUUUACAACAGCAUAGGAUCAUUUAGAUGAAGUGUUGGUGUAAGCCCCAGUUUAUGAGUGUCGUAGGAGAUCCGGGGGGUGGGGGUAGUCACAAGUGAGAAAUCAGUCAAAUUUGGGGCCUUUACUUUUAAAUUACAGCUUAUUUUAUAAGAAACCAUGGACAAGUUGCCAAGUUGAACCUAAAAUGUAAAAUGAUCUCUAUGUGAAUGCAGGUAUUCAGUCUAUUUGAAGGAAGAUGUGGGUCAACUGGUUCUGCUUUUCGUGUUUUACAAAUACUUAACACUGACUGCUUUUGUUGUUAAAUCUAGUUAUAUGCAACUUUGAUGUGAUUUUAGCAUGAUUACCAUAAACAGUGAAGUUUUAAUUUAAACUAAUUUUUCUGU